ACACGCCCCCUAAACAGCGCAUGCGCGCCAGGAGACAUGGCAGCUUCCACAGAGGCGCUGGGCAGCCCUGGGAGUGCGCUUAGGAAAAGACGGACCGUUUCGCCGAAUGAGUCUGGACACCUAACAGAAAAGCGGAAUAAUGGAGAUGGCAAUGAAGGACCUGCAGAGUGUGAUAAAACAAGUGACGUCACUUUGCAGACCGGGACGUUUUGGCUGACGCGAAUUGUGAUUCUUCGGUCCGUGGCGUUUAUUUACUUCGUGGCGUUUUGCGUGGCUUACAACCAGAACAAGCAGCUCAUCGGUGACCGGGGCUUGAUGCCAUGCCAGGAGUACCUGAGGAGCGUGAAGCGUUACGUGGGCGGGAAGAUCGGGGCAGCCGCCCUGGCCUAUGCUCCCACCAUCCUCUGGUUCCUGGACUGGGCUGACAUGGACGCCAACCUGGACAGCAUCGCCCUGGCUGGCCUGGCACUGUCGGGCUUUGUGCUGCUGGCAGGCCGGGCCAACAUGGUGCUCAUGGCACUGCUUUGGGUGCUGUACCACUCGCUGGUCAACGUGGGCCAGCUCUGGUAUUCAUUUGGUUGGGAGAGCCAGCUGCUGGAGACGGGCUUCCUGGCUAUCUUCCUGUGUCCUGUGUGGAGCCUGCAGCCAGUGCCCCCCCACUGCCCGCCCUCCCGCCUCUGCAUCUGGACCUUCCGCUGGCUCAUCGUGCGCAUCAUGCUGGGGGCUGGACUCAUCAAGGUGAGGGGAGAUCGGUGCUGGAUGGACCUGACCUGCAUGGAUUAUCACUAUGAGACCCAGCCUGUGCCGAACCCCAUGUCCUACUACAUGCACCGCUCCCCCUGGUGGUUCCACCGCUUCGAGACGCUGGUCAACCACUUCAUCGAGCUCAUCGCGCCCUUCUUCACCUUCCUGGGCCGCCGCCUGUGCAUGGUGAAUGGUGGCCUGCAGCUGUUCUUCCAGGCGACGCUCAUCGUCAGCGGCAACCUGAGCUUCCUGAACUGGCUGACCAUGGUGCCCAGUCUGGCGUGCUUUGACGACGCCGCCCUGGCCUUCCUGUUCAGCUCCGCCCCAGGCGGCGCCAAGCGGGCCGUGUGCAACAUCCAGAGGCAGGAGGCUGCAGGGAGGGCGACACUGCCCACAAAAGGCAUGCUGGUCCGUCGUGUCUUGAACAUCUCCCUGGCUGUUCUGAUUGGCUACCUGAGCAUCCCCGUGGUGCUCAACCUGCUCAGCUCCCGGCAGGUGAUGAAUACGUCCUUUGACCCUCUCCGCAUCGUCAACACCUAUGGGGCCUUCGGCAGCAUCACCAAGGAGCGGACGGAGGUGGUGUUCCAGGGCACGACCAGCGCUGAUCCACAGGACCCAGCGGCAUUGUGGGAAGAGUACGAGUUCAAGUGCAAGCCGGGAGAUGUGAAGAGGAGGCCCUGCCUGAUCUCGCCCUACCACUACCGCCUCGACUGGCUCAUGUGGUUCGCCGCCUUCCAGACCUACGAGCAGAGCGAGUGGGUGAUCCAUAUAGCCGGCCGGCUCCUGGCCAACGACUCCAGCGUCCUCUCCCUGCUGGAACACAACCCCUUCCAGGGCAGGACCAACCCCAGGUGGGUUCGCGGAGAGCACUUCCGCUACAAGUUCAGCACGCCCGGCACUCCCAGUGCGGCCCAGGGCAAGUGGUGGAUCCGGAAGCGACUGGGGCCGUACUUCCCCCCGGUGGACCUGGCAGGCCUCAGGAAGUAUUUCUCAUCCCGCGGCUGGCCCCACCCAGACAUCAAUUAAACUUCCAGAACGGCAUGGACAUGAAGUGUCCUCCAAGCUGUACCACAAGUGGAAUGACUCACAGUAUGAAGACUGGGUGGGCCGAGCCCAUCCACAUACUAUAGAGGUCAGCUGGACCUCCGUCAGUUAAAGUGGACCAUCUUAUAAGUUCUGCGAGACGCUGGACAGAAACACUGUGGUCUUCAGUUGCCCUGGCCCUCAUCCUGCAACCACACCAGUCCUCCUUUCUGUUUCUUCUGGAUAAUGUUUGUGAAAAAAUAUCCAAAAUAUAAUAAAAGCACAUUGAUGGCCGA
Paramormyrops kingsleyae is the source of this 2063-nucleotide messenger RNA. RefSeq names its product lipase maturation factor 1 (gene lmf1). NCBI's taxonomy places the organism in Eukaryota, Metazoa, Chordata, Actinopteri, Osteoglossiformes, Mormyridae. Gene Ontology annotation, biological process: protein maturation. The record is from RefSeq and is a predicted model, not a curated record. Gene Ontology annotation, cellular component: endoplasmic reticulum membrane.